GGAAAAGGCGCUGCAGAAAUGCAACUCCCAACCGUCACGCUCGUGCACGGGAUCCGGGUGCGCGUGUGCGCGCGUGCGCGCGCUCCCUGCAGAUUCGCGCCCGCCCGAUAUUCGCAGGCGGCGCGGUGAAGGUGGAAGCUGACCCGAGGCCUCCUGCAGCAGCUGAAAAUGAAUAGGUAAUUGACCAGGACUCUGCAACUCUAGAACCUGUGAAGAUGAGCUCCUUGAGUGAAGGGAAGGAACCACUGGAGUUGGUUGGCCAACUGCUGAGUGAACCAGGACAGUUUGCAUAUGGUGGCCUGUGUGGUGUCACACUAUCAUUGCUGUUUCCCGGAGAGGAACACAGGUCAUUCAGAAUGCAAUACAUUGAAGGCCUUGUACAAUGGUUGCAGCUAUCAGAAUCUGUCUUGCCUGUCAUGGAGGCCUUUGCCAAUGGGAUGGGAGGAGAAGGUGCAGACACAUUUGCAGACCUGCUGCUCAAAGAACCAGCUUUGAAGGACAAUCCAAUCUUGAUCACCCAGGAUCUUGUUUCCUUUUCUCUGAAAGAUGGAUACUAUGAUGCACGUGCAAGGGCUCUCAUCCGUCACAUCACAUGGCUCUUAAGAAUUCCAUUUGAAGAACUGGAGAUCUUUGAAGAAUCAUUGGUGGAGAGUCUAAAAGGACAUAAAGAAAAAGACUCAGAAGAAUUUGAAAUUUCUCAGAAGAAAAAAGAUCGUAAAAAGAAACUGAAGCGAUAUUUCCUUAUCGGACUUGCUACAGUAGGUGGUGGAACAGUGAUCGGUCUCACGGGUGGUCUCGCUGCUCCCCUUGUAGCAGCUGGAGCUGCAGCCAUUGUAGGGACUGCAGGGGCAGCUGCAAUUGGGUCCACAGCUGGAAUUGCCAUUAUGGCAUCUUUAUUUGGGGCAGCAGGUGCAGGCCUGACAGGAUACAAAAUGAAGAAGCGAGUGGGAGCUAUUGAAGAGUUUGAGUUCCUUCCUCUAACUGAUGGAAAUCAACUGCACAUCACAAUAGCUGUCACUGGCUGGCUGUGCACAGGAAAAUAUGGAAGUUUUGAGGCACCAUGGCGAAGUCUACUACAAUCUAAGGAACAGUACUGCCUGGCCUGGGAGUCAAAAUAUUUGAUGGAACUGGGUAACACCCUUGUAUCCCUGCUGAAUGGUCUGGUUAAUAUUGUGGCACAGGAAGCCCUGAAGUACACUGUUCUGUCAGGUAUUGUGACUGCACUGACAUGGCCAGCUUCACUACUGACCGUUGCUAAUGUCAUCGACAACCCCUGGGGAGUCUGCCUCAGCCGAUCGGCUGAAGUUGGAAAGCAUUUGGCCCAUGUGCUUCUGAGCAGACAGCAGGGCAGGAGACCAGUCACUUUGGUCGGCUUUAGCCUUGGAGCAAGAGUGAUUUACUUCUGUCUUCAGGAGUUGGUUCAAGAGAAAGAUUGUGAAGGAAUUAUUGAAGAUGUUGUGUUGCUCGGAGCACCAGUGGAAGGAGGUGCCAAACAUUGGAAGCCUCUCACUAAAGUGGUUGCAGGCCGUAUAAUUAAUGGCUACUGCAGGGGAGACUGGCUUCUGAAUUUUGUCUAUCGUAGUUCUUCAGUACAACUGAAUGUAGCAGGUCUACAGCCAAUUGUUAUGGAUGAUACAAAAAUGAUUAACGUGGAUCUUUCAUCCAUUGUGAAUGGACACUUAGAUUACAUGAAGCAAAUGGACACAAUACUAAAGGCUGUAGGUGUGAAAACUAAGGAUUGCCGCCUGGAGGACAAAUGGAAUAUUAGCCCCAGUUCUAGCCCAGAUGAGAAGUGUGUAAGUAAAGAAGGAGAGGAGCCUUUAGAUAAUGCAGAAAUCAAGUCUGCUGGAAGGAAUGAGUCACAAAUGGCCAUUGCUGAGUCCUCCGAUUCCUUGUUAGAGGGGGAUCUUUUGGAGUCACCAAAGACAAGCCACCAUUCUACUGGUGCAGAGGAUUCAAUACCAGUGGUAUAAUCCACACUUCCUCCUGAGAAAGGUAGAACUACUGAUCGUGAGGUGUUUUCUGGAGCCCCUGAGCUUGCCAAAGACCAAGAAAAAAGUUCAUAACAAAUACCAAAUCUGGUUGUCCUGGAAUCUGAAUUAAAUUGAAGUAUAACAGACAGACACAACUGAGAAUCCAGGGGAAUAAAGAUCGAUGACGUGCACUAGGUUUGCUGUAAUGGGAGACUGGACCAGUUGGUGAUUUGUGUACCUUCUCUGUGAAAGCCUUAUUAAUUAACUAACAUAGUAAUUUAGUUUUGGACUGGAAUAUUAUUUAAUUAAGUGUGAUAACAUUGCUGUAUUACAAGUGAGCUGCUAACAAAAAGGAACCUCAUGCUGUCUAUCACCCUGUGCUUUCCUUUCCUGCAGACUCUAAUUUGGUUUCAGAGUCAAUUUAACCUCCAUUCUGUGCUGAGAAACUGGUUCUUACCUGGAUUCCACAAGAAGGGAAAUUUAAGUCAAAUUCUUAAUCACUCAUCCACAACCUCUGUUCUAAUCACAUUCCUACGACACACCAAAUUCUCAAAUCCAAUGAGACUGCUGCCAUAAAAAAGGUAUCCAAGUUUAUGGAUAUGAUGCUGGGUAGUAAGCUCAGCCUUGGCUAUAAUCUUGUAUAAUUAAAACAUUCUUCUGA
This is a messenger RNA of Pristis pectinata (smalltooth sawfish), 2634 nucleotides long. It is a transcript of the gene tmco4, whose product is annotated as transmembrane and coiled-coil domains 4. The transcript is spliced from 14 exons. NCBI's taxonomy places the organism in Eukaryota, Metazoa, Chordata, Chondrichthyes, Rhinopristiformes, Pristidae. The coding region runs from base 216 to 1973 and encodes 585 amino acids. The record is from RefSeq and is a predicted model, not a curated record.